CACGCGGACCCCACAAGUAGCGAAAAUUUGACGUCGAGCCAACGCAUCCUCCGCUUGAGCAAAACCUCGAGACUGCAAAAGUUCUUUACACAGUUUUUGUUGAAUCAUCGUGUGCCUCUUACUCAUUCCAACCAAAAAUGUCUUGCAUCCGUGGCAUGAACGACUUUAAAAAGAAAAUGGAAGCUGCCGAGGGUAAGGUGGUGGUCUUGGACUUUUACGCCAACUGGUGCCAGCCCUGCAAAGACAUGGAAAAGGCCGUCAAGGCCAUGGCCCUCAAGUACUCCUCAAAAGCGGUGGUACUCAAGAUCAAUGUGGACAAGUUCGAUGAUUUGACGGAGCAAUACAAGAUCACCCACAUGCCCACAUAUAUCUUCCAGCGGGGCACGAAGCGCCUUGACCGCUACACGGGCAACGAUGAGAAAAAACUGAUGAAAAUAAUGGCAAAGCUGAUCAAGUAAAGCCAACCAAAGCCUCAGGCGGGAGACUGCAGGCGCCAUCGCAAAUUUUAACCUAACUUAUUUUUUUUAUUGAAUGUGCGUUAUAUGUCUUUGUAAACCUCAAAAGAGGGAAAAUGUCUUUGUGUAUGUUUAGAAUAUAAGAAAAUAUGUAUUUUUUUGUCUGGAAACUGUGAAAAUUGUCAAACAUAACCUCAAUUAAAUAUUAAGCGAAAAUUAUAUUCGGCAUCUGCGAUGUCGCUCCCCUUCCCCACACGCUUUAGCAUAACCUCAAUCUUACAUAAGAAGAAGAAAACGAAAAGGAAAAGGGAAAAAAAAAACAAAAAACAAUUGUGUAUGUAUGUAGUCGUGCAUCUGUGAUGCGAAAAGAAAAAUGUUGCCAUAAAAUUAGAUUUGAUGGAUAUUUAACGUGUAGUGUAAGCUUGGAAUGCCGCCGUAAAGAAGAAAAACUACUCGAAAUGCCUUUUAUAUGAUAAUUUUGAUUUAAACUUUAGAAAUAAAGAUUCCAACUUUGACUAAAAA
This is a messenger RNA of Drosophila obscura, 977 nucleotides long. Its product is annotated as thioredoxin-1. The transcript has a single exon. The coding region runs from base 138 to 458 and encodes 106 amino acids. Gene Ontology annotation, molecular function: protein-disulfide reductase activity. The record is from RefSeq and is a predicted model, not a curated record. Lineage: Eukaryota; Metazoa; Arthropoda; Insecta; Diptera; Drosophilidae.